AUGAUCAUGCACACCGUGCAGCGCGUCCGGUUCGCCGAGGGCGGCCCGGAUGACGAGGUAAGCAUAGGGUGCUCCAGUGGUGGCGUCGGCGGCAGCGCGGAAGAAGAAGAAUUGUGGGUGAGCGUCGACGGGAAGCGCGCGGUGCAGGCGCGUUGGCCGCGGCUGAACUUCAGGGGGAACCAGACCAUGUUCGUGGACGGAGCGCCGGUGGACGUCAUGCGGGACCUGCACGGCUGGUGGUUCCGGGAGCCUCCGUACGGCAGCGCCAUGGUCAUGCUCCGGGCGCGCAGCGCGCUGCAGAGCCGGCUGUGGCUAGAGGAGGAGGAGGUCGCCACCGCCGUGCCGGGGUUCUCGCUCGUCCUCCAGGCCUUCCAGUCCCGCACUGAUGGGCUAUCAUUUGCCCCUGCCCAUUGA
Aegilops tauschii subsp. strangulata is the source of this 414-nucleotide messenger RNA. RefSeq lists its product as uncharacterized. NCBI's taxonomy places the organism in Eukaryota, Viridiplantae, Streptophyta, Magnoliopsida, Poales, Poaceae. The record is from RefSeq and is a predicted model, not a curated record.